Mesorhabditis belari is the source of this 465-nucleotide messenger RNA. Lineage: Eukaryota; Metazoa; Nematoda; Chromadorea; Rhabditida; Rhabditidae. The record is from the annotation of a GenBank genome assembly.
AUGGCUCGACAGCCGAAUUGGUUUUGCACCCCGCUCCCGACUCUGAAAGUGAUGCAAAUCGUUUGCGCUGUUGUAAUCGUACUUUUCUUCCUCGAUGGUCGACAGCAAUGGUGGCCUUAUACUUUCAUUUUUGUUCUCGCCAUUUUCACCAUGAUCGGCAACGCAGUUUUAUUGGCCCUUCACUACUUUGAUGUCGUUCGCACGAACAACGCGGUGCCUUGGCUCACUGUGGAAAUGAUAUGGAAUGGUUUACUUGCCGCGCUCUAUUUGGUGGUGGCGAUCACAAUGUCGGUGGAUUGGUGGAAAAUGAGAAAUGGGCAAUGGAUGCAUCACUCAUAUCUGCCACCGAAAAACAUUGGUCAAACGGGAUGGCAGAGUCGAGUGCUUUGUGUGUUGGUAGUCUCAGUCACAAACGUGAUUCUGUUUAUCCUCCUCUUGAACCGUCUUCGAGUCUACAAAAUUCAA